Messenger RNA from Astyanax mexicanus (Mexican tetra), 1230 nucleotides. RefSeq names its product sialic acid-binding Ig-like lectin 15. Gene Ontology annotation, biological process: regulation of osteoclast development; regulation of bone resorption; regulation of actin cytoskeleton organization. The record is from RefSeq and is a predicted model, not a curated record. Gene Ontology annotation, cellular component: plasma membrane. The transcript is spliced from 3 exons. The coding region runs from base 1 to 882 and encodes 293 amino acids. NCBI's taxonomy places the organism in Eukaryota, Metazoa, Chordata, Actinopteri, Characiformes, Acestrorhamphidae.
AUGGACCUCAGGACCUUCAGCAUCAGCAUCACCCUGCUGCUGCUCCAGUCGACAGCUCCGGCAGCUCAUGAUGACGGCUGGUCGAUGACAGUUCCUCCGGAGGUCCUGGCUCGGGAGGGGUACCCGGUGGUGCUGCCCUGCUCGUUUACUCACCCCCACCAGACCCACCACUCCUCCAUGCAGGUGGUGUGGCGCCUGGGUCACGGGCACACCGGCACGGUGCUGUUCCGCUGCUCCAGCCUGAACGGCAGCCAGCACUGCCAGCCACGCCCAAACCAGGACCAGCGCUACCGGCUGGAGGGGAACCACCGCGAGCACGACCUGUCACUGCGCAUAAACAGCGCCGCCCUGCAGGACAGCGGGCGCUACUACUGCCGGGUCGAGCUGCCGGGACAACUGCACGGCAACUACGAGAAUAAACUGGGGACGAGGCUGAGAGUGGAAGCUCCUCCCCGUAUCCUGAGCCUGACCGUAGAGGGCGCUGUGGAUGCCGGUCUGAAAGCCCUGUGCCGGGUCCAGGGCUCCCCCCUGCCUGACGUCCAGUGGAUGGGUCCGGAUGAUUAUUUGGAGGAUGAUACUGGACUCCCGCUCUCUCAGGAAGCCCCCGGUCAGCACCGGACCACCAGCCAGCUCCUGGACGUCCAGCCGGGGGGGCAGUACACCUGUACCGCCUCAAACCACCUAGGAAAGGACCAAGCCAUGGUGUACAUUCUACCCAGCGUUCCAGAGAAGAUCACCAGUGAGACCCACUCUACUGCCCUGCCACUCAUGCUGGGGUUAGCAUUAGCGGCUAAAGUGGUGCUAGCCUUGGGUUUGGGGGGCUGGAUACUUAACGCUUUCCACUCAAAGCAGCAAACAGAGGGUCCAGACUUUACUUCCUAAGGUUCAUAAAGACGUAACCCUGCUGGUCAUGUUUUAACGUUUCCAUAAUGUUAGAAUUCAUCUAGCUGGGAGUAUUCGUUUUAUGUAAGACGGGUUUUAAUAACGUUGUGAAGUUUUCAGAACAUUCCUGGAACAUUAUUUCUGAAACGUUCCAGGCUAACCUUUCUGGAACCUUUACAAAACAUUGCUAAACAUUCUUAAAACGUUCUCAGUUAGCUGGGAAGACUAUUAUAAGCCUAUUAGAUAACUGUCCAGAUCACUGUCAAUUUUGUAAAAGUAAAAGUUAAUUUUACUAAUUAGAAAUUGGGAAAUCAGCUGAAUUGAAGACAUUAAGUAGAUAUAACUGGG